Helicoverpa zea (corn earworm) is the source of this 2663-nucleotide messenger RNA. RefSeq lists its product as uncharacterized. Lineage: Eukaryota; Metazoa; Arthropoda; Insecta; Lepidoptera; Noctuidae. The record is from RefSeq and is a predicted model, not a curated record. Bases 140 to 1375 code for a protein of 411 amino acids. The transcript has 9 exons.
GUAAAAAUUUAAAAAAGAUAACGGUGCAUUGAAGUUUGUUUUUUUAUAGCUCGCGCAUGCGCUUUGUGAAUGUUAUAAGUUUAACAUAGCUUGAUGUGUGAUUAACAUAUUCUACGUUUUUUGCGGAAAUUGUGAAGACAUGGAGCUGGUGUCUCUGGUGAAGGAGGUAUUCCAGAGCGCGGCGGAGCAUGCUGCGUCGUACCGGCUGGGCCAGUCCGCGCUGCGGCACGUUGACCGCACACUGUGGGUUGUAGAGAAGUGUGCCAGAUGGGCUGUGCCUCCUCCAUUGGAUCAAGAUGAACGUCCCCAACCGGAGCUGGUCCGGCCUCUACCGUGGGUGUUCUUCCUAGCCAUGAUAGUGUGGCUGCGGGUCACCAGAGAGACCAUAUCCUUGCUCAACCUCGUCAUGGGGAAGCCACCCUUGAGAUCUGCUGAUGUGGUGAUGUACAUCCAAAGCAAGCGUCGCUACUUACGAACCCUGAAGUACCAGGGCAACCGCAUGAUGCGAGCCCGCAGCAGCACCGCGCAGCACUCCUGGGCGGACGCCCUGCACGAGCUCAUGCACUUCACCAUGUGCUUCCGAAGACAGGAGCAUUACGGGAACAAUAAUACUACCAGGAUUAGUAAUAAUGAUGAAGUGCUGGUAGUAAAGCGCAGCAAACGCGGUCGCGAGCACACGAGCCCCGCGGCCUCCACCAGUGAGACCACCAUGGAGCGGCUCAUUGAGAAGAUGAUGGUAGACCUCGACGCUGACUCCGAUGAGGACUCCAGCUUCACGUUAACAAACGUAACCAGCCCAAAGAGUGAUCGUUCAGACUUCACGGCAGAGUCAGACCAAGACACGGUAUAUUACAACAACGGUACUACCAAGCAGGCAGCACAAAACAGCCAUAUCGAUUCACCAUUCUCGCCAAACAUGUCUGAAGUACCCUGUUCUACUCCUGAGAGGAAUGAUACGCGGCCAAAGGGGACUUCAACUCCUCCUGAAGGAGAUAAAGUGAAUGAAAACACUCGGGAAGGGGAAAAGUUGAAUGAAACUCCCAUAACAGGGGAAAAGUUGAAUGAAACGCCCGUUGUAGGGGAAAAGUUAAAUGAAACACAGCCUGCAGGGGAUAAAUUGAAUGAAACACAUCCUAUAGGGGAGAAAUUGGAUGAAACCCUCACCCUACAAGAAUCAAUUAAAGAAGAAAAUCAAAAGUCGCCCGAAAUCUCGCCUUCAAAGAUCCCGCGAACGCCCAAUAAUGAACAGAAAAUCGCCAAUGGGCGAACGGUUAAGAGUGUGCCCAGCAAAAAGAAAGGUACAAUAGCUGAGAAGGACAGAAGAAACUCGGACAUGCACGUCGGAAAAACCAUACCAUCAAACAAUACUUUGUAAGGAGGAUAAAAAGUAAAUCUCGCACAGUCAAUCAUAGGACGCUGCCGUGCAGUACGUUGUUAAUUUAAGUUUAUUCAUACGUAUAAUGCCUUGUUAAACUUACGCCUGUACAUUUUAAUGCAACAGUCACGUACCAUUAUGGCUACUCUGAAAUACUCAACAAAAACAUAUACUUGUCCUGUACAUACUUACUAAAUAAGUUAUAUCAAGUUUUACUUAUACAGACACACAAAUAUUUCAGAGCAGUCAAGAUGUUCAAAAUUUUAUGAUAAAUAGGUAAUACUCAGCUUGACAGAAAAAUUGCAUUAACGCUUGUAAAAACUGUCAUGGUAAUUCAAAUAUUAUGUCCUUUUUGCAAAUAUCGCACAUAAAAUGCAUUUUCCGUGUUCGUCAAUGUCGCAAGUCGUGUUAAGUGGCAAUUAGGGUGUUAAUGUAAGUAAUUAGCACUCUUUAUCCUGAUGGAUUAUUAUGGUGAUCUAAGUGAUGUGACUUAAAAUGUAUUGCAGUUUCCAUCUUUUAUUUACUCUAUUUGAAUGCUUUUUUAAUGUUCGAUGUAAUUUUCUGUAGUACUAUCUGCACACGCAUAAGAAUCAAGAAGUGACUGUGGUAUAGUUCUCAAUGAGAAUUACUGGAGAAACAAUAUUUUAUUUUAAAUGAGAAAAAAGACAUCUGCUCCUUUUAACGUUAAUUUAAAUAAAAAAACUAUAUGUAACUAUAUUAUAUGUUGUAAUUUUCACAACUCUGAUAAAUGAUGAAUAAACAUAUAAAUGGUAAUAACGAGUGAUCAUCUACCGUUUCGAUAAUAAGUAAUACGCAAUAAACUUUCACGUUUUCCAUUAACUAGUGUGUAAAUGUAAAUAUACCUUCAGAUAACAUACAAGUCUUUACCGACGGAUGCUGAAGAUAAGCGCACUAUGAAUAUUUAUGACUGUAUAAGUAUGUGUUUUCUAUUUCUUUUUCUUUUCUAUUUCUUCAAGAAUCUCGCAAAAAACUAUUACUCAUUUUGUAUUUUUUUACUUCUGCUCUCCUCGUACUUUUUCCAAGAAUUAUCUUCUUCUAAUUUCCCGGAAUGAUCCUAAGUUAAAAAGUGUGAAUUUAAGGCCUGUUUUACUAAGUUUUAAAAGUUGUAACUAUUUGCCCGCUUGGGUUUCUAAUGUAGUUGGAGUUCCUUUCGUAAUCAAUUUAUGUUUUAAUGUAUAUCAUUUUAUUGUAAGUCAGUAAGUUUACAUAAGUUAAGGCGGCAAAAUUAUAAUCACAAACAGGUUAAUAUAACAUUUUCGACAAUUAA